Molecule: messenger RNA, 6324 nt
Organism: Scleropages formosus (Asian bonytongue)
Lineage: Eukaryota; Metazoa; Chordata; Actinopteri; Osteoglossiformes; Osteoglossidae
Product: mucin-5AC-like
Exons: 49
Coding region: 1-6324 (2107 amino acids)
Cellular component (GO): extracellular matrix
Molecular function (GO): protein binding
Source: RefSeq, a predicted model, not a curated record
AUGGCACACAACCAUGGCUCUGUACAGUGGAAGGACGUGCAACCGCCCAAAAAAGGUUGCGGUGAGGUGGGUGAUGAGGGAGAGAAGCGGGUGAGGAACUGGGGCCUCAACCCAGGAAACCCCGCAAAUGCUGCUGAACAGGUUAACAUCAUCCAUACAAUGACCAAGAUACCCAUGAUUGCAGGAGUGAGACCUGCACACAACGGUCAGGUCUGCAGCACGUGGGGGAACUACCACUUCAAGACAUUCGACGGCGACGUCUUCCAGCUUCCUUCCAGCUGCAACUACAUCCUGACAUCACUCUGCAAGAGCACUUACGAGGACUUUAACAUCCAGAUGAGACGCCAGGUGGUGGGAGACCAGCCCACCAUCAGUAAGAUCACCAUGAAGCUGGACGGCACUGUGGUGGAGCUCUCCAAGGGCUCCGUCAACGUCGACGGGAAGACGGUCACACUGCCCUACAACCAUAAUGGAGUUCUCAUUGAGAAGACCCCCUCCUACAUUAAAGUCACAGCCAAGCUGGGACUUACUGCCAUAUGGAACGAGGAGGAUUCCCUUAUGGUGGAGAUGGACAACAAAUACAGGAACCAGACAUGUGGGCUCUGUGGAGACUUCAAUGGUGUCCAGAUCUAUGAUGAGUUCAUCAGGAAAGGCACAGUGAUUUCUGAGUUUGACUAUGCCAACUUCUGGAAGAUGGACGAUCCAAAUGAAAGCUGCAGUGAACAGAGACUGUCUUCUGCUGACUGCCCUGACGUGACAUCAGUUUGUGAGCACCUGCUCUCCAGUCCCGCCUUCAGCAGCUGUAAAGGCCUGAUCCCCACUGACUCCUUCAUCAAGGCCUGUGUGGCAGACAUGUGCCAGUGUGAUAGCAACAGCACCUCCUGUCUGUGCAACACCAUGUCAGAAUAUUCCCGCCAGUGUGUGCACGCUGGGGGGACACCUCGGCAGUGGAGAACAGCCCAGUUCUGCGCCAAGUCGUGUCCCUUCAACAUGGAAUAUCAGGAAUGUGGCAUUCCUUGCCUCGACACGUGUUCCAACCCAGAGAGAGGCCAGCUGUGCGAAGACCACUGCACUGACGGCUGUUUCUGCCCACCUGGCACCGUUGUCGAUGACAUCAGUCACAGUGGCUGUAUCCCAGUGCAGAAAUGUCCUUGCAGUCACAACGGAAAGGCAUACAGUCCUGGAGAGUCUUACACAAGCCACUGCAGAAAAUGCACCUGCUCUGGAGGCCAGUGGAGCUGCCAGGAUGAAGACUGUCCUCAAACCUGUUCUGUGGAAGGAGGCUCACACAUCACCACAUACGAUGGAAAGAGAUACAACUUCCACGGAGACUGUUCCUACGUCCUCUCCAAGCAAUGCAACGACACAGAUUUCACAAUCCUGGGGGACCUUGUCAAGUGUGGCCUUUCAGACACAGAGACCUGCCUAAAGGGCGUUACACUGGCCAUCUCUGGGGGUGCCACUGUGAUAAACAUUUUACCCAGUGGAAAUGUAUUUGUCAAUGGAAUCUUCUCUCAGCUUCCUCUAUUGACUGUGGGGACAGUCAUCUUCAUGCCAUCUACUUUCUACAUCAUGGUCCAGACCCCUUUUGGAUUGCAAGUAGAGGUGCAGCUGAUCCCUGUGAUGCAAGUGUAUAUCACAGCAGGGUUAACGUACCGAGGGAAGACGUGUGGCCUCUGUGGAAAUUUCAACAAUAUUCAAGCUGAUGACUUCAAGGCCAUCAGUGGAGUGGUUGAAGGAACACCAGCAGCUUUUGCGAACACAUGGAAAGCUCGAGCUAAAUGCCCAGACAUGAGCAGCAGCUUUGAAAAUCCCUGCAGUCUCAGUGUAGAAAAUGAGAAAUAUGCUGUGCAUUGGUGCUCUCUGCUGUCGGACCCCAAGGGAGUCUUUAGCCCCUGCCACACUAUGGUCAGCCCAGACAUCUACAAAAUGACCUGCAUGUAUGACAGCUGUAACUGUGAGAAGAGUGAGGACUGCAUGUGUGCUGCCAUAUCCUCCUAUGUUCAUGCCUGUGCUGCUCGGGGCGUCCACCUGUCUGGCUGGAGAGACACUAUGUGUGGAAAGUACUCCUCCAGCUGCCCCAGCACUAUGGUGUAUGAUUACAAUAUACAGAGCAGUAAUCAGACAUGCCGCUGCUACAGCAGCCCCAACAACAUCUGCAUGCUGAGCUUUCAGCCAGUGGAUGGAUGCACCUGUGCCAAGGAAACCUAUCUUAAUGAUGAAGGGAAAUGUGUUCCCCCUACAAACUGUCCCUGUUAUUUCAAGGGUUCAGUGGUACCUCCUGGUGAGGUCAUCAGCAAAGAUGGGGUCAUGUGCACCUGUAAGCAAGGGAAGCUGAGCUGCAUUGGCCAAACAGAUCUCCAGACGUCCUGCAUUGCACCAAUGGUUUUCUUUGACUGCUCUAGUUCUGGUCCCGGAGCCAAGGGCUCUGAGUGCCAGAAAAGCUGUCAGACCCUGGACAUGGAAUGUGUCAGCACAGAGUGUGUUUCGGGCUGUGUGUGCCCCUCUGGACUAGUGUCUGAUGGGAAAGGGGGCUGCAUACAAGAGGAUCUCUGUCCCUGUGUUCACAAUGGAGCUGAAUACCAACCUGGAGACAAAAUCCAAAUUGACUGCAACACCUGCACUUGUAAGAACAGAAAAUGGGACUGUACAGAUAACGUAUGCCACGGCACCUGUGCCAUUUAUGGCGAUGGCCAUUACAUUACUUUUGAUGGAAAAAGGUUCACCUUCAACGGGGGCUGUGAAUACACGCUUACUCAGGACUACUGCAGCAAUAACAACGGCACCUUCCGAGUCAUCACCGAGAACAUCCCAUGCGGCACCACUGGUACAACUUGCUCUAAGGCCAUCAAGCUCUUCCUAGGGAACAAUGAGCUCAUACUGACAGAUGGAAACUACCAAGUUAUCCAGAGAGAUAAUAGUGUAGAAGUGCCCUACCAAAUCCGUGUCAUGGGAAUUUACCUGGUUAUUGAAGCCAGCAAUGGCCUCAUCCUCAUGUGGGACAAGAAGACCAGCAUGUUCAUCAAACUAAGUCCAACAUUUAAGGGCCAAGUCUGUGGUCUGUGUGGAAAUUACGAUGGCAAUGAAAACAACGACUUCACUACAAGAAGCCAAGCAGUGGUUGUUGAUGCUGUGGAAUUUGGAAACAGCUGGAAAGUCUCUCCAACUUGCCCUGAUGUUGGAAUUUUGAAAGACCCCUGCACUUUCAACCCAUACAGACAGUCUUGGUCCCAGAAACAGUGCAGCAUCAUUCAGAGCGUCGUGUUCAAAGAUUGUCACUCUCAGGUGGACCCUACCCCAUACUACGAUGCCUGUGUGAGAGACUCUUGUGCGUGUGACAGCGGAGGAGACUGCGAGUGUUUCUGCACAGCUGUGGCUGCAUAUGCAAAGGGCUGCAAUGAGGCUGGGGUCUGCGUGGCCUGGAGAAGUCCAGAAAUCUGCCCUCUAUUCUGUGACUACUAUAACCCUCCUGAUGAAUGUGAGUGGCACUACAAGCCUUGUGGUGCUCCCUGUAUGAAGACCUGCAGGAACCCCUCAGGAAUAUGCUCCAUUCUGAUUCCACCACUGGAAGGCUGCUACCCAAAAUGUCCAUCUGAGCAGCCCUACCUUGACGAGGACACGAUGUCAUGUGUGGAGAGAGACAAAUGUGGAUGCUAUGAUGGAGGAAAGCAUUACAGCAAUGGAGAAUCCAUUCCAUCCAAACAGAACUGUGAGACCUGUUACUGUAAGUCACUGGGGAAACACUGCAGCUACGAUGUUAAAGCUUGUUACUGCUAUUACGAUGGAAAGAAGUAUUCAUAUGGGUCAUCCAUUUACAACACCACUGAUGGAAUUGGAAGCUGUAUUUCUGCCACAUGCGGGGCAAAUGGGACCAUUAACAGAAAAAUUGAUCACAACUGGCUGAAGGCUACAACAGAAACCAAAGACUACGCCGACCACUCCGUCACCAACUACAAUGACUGUAACAACGGAGACAUCUCCAACAACAAUCCCAAUCUGCCAUGUUUCAUGUCCAACAACACCAAUGACAACCACUCCGUCAACAACCACCUCAACAACCCUAACAACCCCAACCACCACAUCAACAACAACAACAACAACAACCCCAUCAACGACAACACCAACAACAAUAAUGUGGGUCAGCCAACAUCUGGCCCUGAUGGUGGAGACAACGAAUCCAUCAAGAAGAUUAUUGACUCUGGGGUCAACAUUUGCAGCAAUCCAGUAGCUAUUCAAUGCAGAGCUAAAGAGUACCCAAUGCUUACGCUGUCAGAGUUGGGACAGGAUGUGGAGUGCAGCACAUCUAAUGGUGAAUCCAAGCUUGAGGGCUGCCAGAAUGUUACAUGCAUUGAUGGGUCUGUUGUUGUGAGACCACUGCAAUGUCCACCUGUGAUAAAACCUGUCUGUCAGAACACCUACAGUCCAGUUAAGGUCUAUGAUGAGUCUGGAUGUUGCUUCAAAUAUGAAUGCCAGUGCAUCUGCUCUGGAUGGGGAGACCCCCAUUACAUCACCUUUGAUGGCACGUACUACAGCUUCCAAGGAAACUGUUCAUAUGUUCUGGUCAAGGAGAUUGACCCGAGAUACAAAUUCAGUGUUGUCAUUGAGAACUACUACUGUGAUUCCCCCAAUGGGCUUUCCUGUCCUAAAUCUCUAACUGUUUUCUACAAAUCCUACGAGAUCUUCAUGACACAGAAGGAAAUCAAUGGAAUAUUUGAAAACUUGAUUUAUGUCAAUCACAAACUCGUCACCCCGGCCUACGAAAACAACGACUUCAGAAUCACUGAAAAUGGAAUUGAAACCGUGGUAUAUAUACCGGCAAUUAGUGCAUGGGUGAAGUUCAAAGGCAUGAUGUUUAGCAUCCAGCUGCCAUUCUCAAAGUUCUACAACAACACGGAGGGACAGUGUGGAACAUGUGACAACAACCGCAAGGAUGACUGCCGCCUGCCAAACGGGACGAUUGAGUCCUCCUGUGGUGACAUGGCACGCCACUGGCCUUUCAACGACACACACUGUUUGCCACCGGCACCCACACCACCAGCACCACCAGGCUGUGACCCAGCAAUCUGUAAAGUGCUUCAUAGCCGGGUCUUUGAAAAAUGCCACGAUGUCAUCUCUGUUGAGCCAUUUUACGAGGGUUGCAAGUUUGACUCAUGUCACAUGAUAAACACCUCCAUUGGAUGCAGCAGUUUGCAGAUCUAUGCCGCAGCUUGCGCAGCUGAAGGAAUAUGUAUUGACUGGAGGAGUUAUACAGAUGGAAAAUGCGACUACAAAUGUGAAUCCCCGAGAGUGUACGAGCCCUGUGGUCCACUGAUAGAACCAACCUGCAACUCCAGAUACAAUACAAAGUUCCUGGCAGUCAACAACGAGUUCAGCGUGAUGGAUACUCUGCGUGAGGAGGGGUGCUAUUGCCCUCCGGGUACCACUCUUUCCAGUCCUAGCUCAAAUGUUUGUCUGCACAGUUGUGAUGUCUGCCACUUGCCCAAUAAUAAAUGGGAAGAGGCUGGUUCCACCUGGGUCAGUGAUUGCCAAGAAUGCGUGUGUCUCUCAGAAACUUUGACAGUCGUCUGCAAUCCGCUGACCUGCCCCACUGCAGCCCCGGUCAUCUGCACCAAGGAGGGACAGGUGAAGGUCAAUGAGACAGUUGGCUGCUGCCAGACUACGAAAUGCGAAUGCAAUCCAAAUCUCUGCCCAGAUAUUCUACCCUGCCCUGUUGGAUUCCAAACAGAAACAACAAUGGGACCUUGUUGUCCUAUUUAUCAUUGCAUACCAAAAGAAGUUUGUGUUUUCAACAACUCGGAAUACCAGCUGGGAACAGUUGUGCCUGAGGGGACAUGUGAGCUGUGCAUCUGUGACUCCACGCUAAAGGAUCCAAACACCGAUCUGCACAUCAUUGUCUGUAAACCAGUUUCCUGUGACAUGCAAUGCCCACUGGGUUAUGAGUACCAGCCAGUUCCUGGGCAGUGCUGUGGAACGUGUGUACAGAUUGCAUGCAUCAUUGUGCUGCCAGAUAAGACCAUGCAAAGUAUACAGCCUGGUACAGUCUGGACGCCCCCUAAUAAUAAGUGUGUGAAAUACGAGUGCGUGCAGAUCGAGCACCAGUUCAUCUCCAUGGAGGCUACUAUUUUGUGCCCCGAAUUCAAUGCCAAGGAUUGCGUUCCUGAGAAAGCCACCAGUAAGAAGGAAGUGUCAAUGGUCUGCACAGAUGGGAGAAAGUUCAAUCACUCCUACAUCUACAUUGAAGAGUGUAGCUGUCUUCAGACUGAGUGUGCGCCCAGUGAAGUAUCUUCAGGCAACAAGUCUCUAGAAUCCCCUGGGAAACAGUGA